Molecule: messenger RNA, 3037 nt
Organism: Prionailurus viverrinus (fishing cat)
Lineage: Eukaryota; Metazoa; Chordata; Mammalia; Carnivora; Felidae
Gene: ACP2
Product: acid phosphatase 2, lysosomal
Exons: 11
Coding region: 27-1298 (423 amino acids)
Biological process (GO): lysosome organization; dephosphorylation
Cellular component (GO): lysosome
Molecular function (GO): acid phosphatase activity
Source: RefSeq, a predicted model, not a curated record
GAUUUGCUGCAUAGUCUACAGCGGUGAUGGCGGGCAGGCCGUUUGCAUGGAGCGGGGCAGCUCUUCUCCAGCUCCUUCUUGGCGUGAACCUGAUAGUGAUGCCACCCACCCAGGCCCGGAGUCUGCGCUUCGUCACCUUGCUGUACCGACAUGGAGACCGUUCGCCAGUGAAGACAUAUCCCAAGGAUCCCUAUCAGGAAGAGGAGUGGCCCCAGGGGUUUGGUCAGCUAACUAAGGAGGGGAUGCUACAGCAUUGGGAGCUGGGCCAGGCUCUGCGGCAACGCUACCAUGGCUUUCUCAACACCUCUUACCACCGGCAAGAGGUUUAUGUGCGAAGCACAGACUUUGACCGUACGCUCAUGAGUGCUGAGGCCAACCUGGCCGGACUCUUCCCUCCCAACGGGAUACAGCGCUUCAACCCAAAUAUCUCUUGGCAACCUAUCCCCGUUCACACUGUGCCCAUCACUGAGGAUAGGCUGCUGAAGUUCCCGUUGGGCCCGUGUCCCCGUUACGAGCAGUUACAGAACGAGACCCGACAGACGCCAGAGUAUCAGAAUGAGAUCAUUCAGAAUGCACAAUUUCUGGAUAUGGUGGCCAACGAGACAGGCCUUACAGACCUGACGCUGGAGACCGUCUGGAAUGUCUAUGACACACUCUUCUGCGAGCAAACACACGGGCUGGUCCUGCCGCCCUGGGCCUCUCCCCAGACCAUGCAGCAUCUGAGCCGGCUAAAGGACUUCAGCUUCCGCUUCCUCUUCGGGAUCUACGAGGAGGCAGAGAAGGCCCGGCUUCAGGGGGGAGUCCUGUUGGCUCAGAUACGGAAGAACCUGACCCUCAUGGCAGCCUCUUCCCAACUCCCUAAGCUGCUGGUUUACUCUGCGCACGACACCACCCUGGUUGCUCUGCAAAUGGCACUGGGUGUCUACAAUGGGGAACAAGCCCCCUACGCCUCCUGCCACAUAUUUGAACUGUACCAGGAAGAUAAUGGGAAUUUCUCAGUGGAGAUGUACUUUCGGAAUGAGAGUAACAAGGCUCCCUGGCCGCUGAUCCUGCCUGGCUGCCCUCACCGCUGCCCCCUGCAGGACUUCCUUCACCUCACAGAGCCCGUCGUGCCCAAGGAUUGGCAGCAAGAAUGCCAGCUGGCAAGCGGGCCUGCAGACACGGAGGUGAUCGUGGCCUUGGCUGUAUGCGGCUCCAUCCUCUUCCUUCUCAUAGUGCUGCUCCUCACUGUCCUCUUCCGGAUGCAGGCCCAGCCUCCGGGCUACCGCCAUGUCGCAGAUGGGGAGGAUCAUGCCUGACAACCACUCAGCCCCCUUCCCUCUGCCUCCUAGGGGAGGUGGGCUGGGCCCUUGCUCCUGACUAUUGCUGCUCCCCAGCCCAUGGACAGGAGACCCUGGGUUGGCCUCCCUCUGAUUACCCUAACCUAGAUGAAUAAGUGGGGCUCGGCUUGGCCCAUGGCACCUGUCGCUCAGCAUUCGUGUGCCUCCUGUUUACCAAGUACUAUGUUGGACUUUGGCUUUCUCCAAACAAGACUUGCCUCCGCCAUGCUUCCGAAGGACUAGAAGUGUAGACAAGUAUCCAAGUUUCACUCAGGACCUGGGAUUAAAAAACUGAAGGAGUUGGUGCUUGAUCGCCUUGCCCCCGCCAAUCAAGCCUUGCUCUCUCUUCCAGCUUGGAGUCUUUGGCAAAUGGUUCAGGGGACACAGUCUUGCCUCUCAGUGCUUAUUUUAGUGGGAAAAACUGCACAACAUUGGGCGUACAAACAUUGGCCACUAAGGAGCUGGAUCACUCAAAGGCCAGCCAGCCAAGUUUUCCUUUGUCCCCCUGAAGCCACCAUUAGAGUCAGACAUAAUGCUUCAGGCACCUUUGUCACCCUGCAGCUGGAGCAGGUCAGAAGGGUGUUUGUACUGGGGUGGGGCGGGGGGGGGGGGGGGGAGGGGAGUGAGUUGUACAGUUGUGACACUACUAUCCCAGUCGGCUAGGCUGGGGUCUCUAGGGACCAGAGGUAAAUGUAGGUUGUAAGCUGGACUGCUUGUGGCUGUGGCCCAGAAUAGGGCUAAGGCAGCGUCCAGAGAAUGAAAGUUUUAGACUCAGUGCUGUUUCUGUGCCUUUUCUUCAUUUUGGGGGGCCCAAGGAGCCCUUUGACCAGAUCAGUGCUGUAAAAUCCACUCAGAAGCUCAGUUGGGUAUGGUUUUAUUGGCCAUGUCAAUAGUGAGCACAAACUGAAAACCACUACCUGAUCACUCUGCCACUGCACGUCAAAGAAAAGUACCUUGGCCCCAGGCUAGAUAAUAGCAAGGACCCUUGGGGCACCUGGGGCACCAACUCUGGAGAAGUUUCUGGAUCUAAGUCCAGAGCAGUAACAUGCCAGUGUCCCAGUCCCACAGUGUCCCAUGCCACAGUGUCCCUGCUCCAACCCUAAGACUUGGAUACCUUUGGCCCUUUAACACAUAGCCGCCUCUUCUCACAGGAUUUGUUCUCAGGUGGCUCCAAGCCCUUGCUUGGCCCACACCGUCAUUAAUGUGUCUCAUUUCCGCAUCCCAGCUUCCUGGCUCCAAAUGAGAAUGUGAUAACCUAGGAGGAGUGAGACCAGUCUGACUUGCACCUUCCAUUAUCAGUCUCUGAGAACUUGGGGUUGGCCCAGGGAACCUAGGACUUGGUAAGGAAAUACCAGGAAAUUGGACAGCAGCCAGGCAUUGCCAUGACCAGGACAAAGCAAGAGGCAUGGAGGGCCCAGGCCAAAGAGUCCACGGUCUCCUGGUAGUCUUCUUUACUGACUCCUACCCUGGGGUGACUGGUAGGGCUAAGCUGAGGAGAGCCUGCACUCAACCUUGGGGAGUAGGAUAGGGCUUGGCCAGUCUGAGAUAUAACCACUUCACUCACCCAUCAGAGAGGCCAGCGUGUCCCCCAUGGGAUUGAACUCAUUGAGCUGCAGAGACAAGGGCAUAAGCAUGAGGAGAGGUUGAGGUACUGGGAGAAGGGCACAUGAGGAUAAAUUUCUGGUCGUUUUUGGUCAAUAAAGUAGGUUGAAUCCCUG